GGGUGUUUCAGGACAAGGGUGACGGGAGACAGGACAGAGGUAGAGGCAGAGGAAGGCUGAAGAAAACUGCUUUGUCUAGCCCUGAAGUAUCCUGAGCAAGUGGAACGUGUGUUUUGAAAACCUUCUUAAAGAGAGAAGGGAAGUGUUCUCUCUAUAAAGACCAAAACAGGUCCUGCAGGAUAAGAUCUAUCAGCAUGUUAGUUCCUGUCAUUUUUUUGGGCCUUGCUGUCCUCAUUGUUACUUCUGAGGGCACUUAUCCAUAUCCUCCCCCCAUGGAUCCCCACUUCCAGCCUCGUCUGUACCAUGGUUGCUAUGGUGAUAUCAUGAGUAUGGACGCUCCUGGAGCCUCCUGUGAUAUAGACAGAUUGAUCAACUGUGGGAUCCGUGGCUCAGAAAUGUUUGCUGAGAUGGAUUUGGUGGCUAUGAAGAAAUAUCAAACGAUAAUCAAAGAUGUUGGACAGAAACAAUGUGUGGAUCCUGCUUUGAUUGCUGGAAUUAUCUCCAGAGAGACCCAUGCUGGGUCUGUGCUCCGAGAUGGCUGGGACCAUCAGGGACUUAGAUUUGGUCUGAUGCAGCUUGAUAAACACAUUUAUCACCCCACUGGAGCCUGGGAUAGUCAAGAGCACCUUACACAGGCUGUAAAGAUCCUAACUGACAAAAUUAAGGCAAUCCAGAGAAAAUUCCCAACCUGGACCAUGAGUCAACACCUGAAAGGUGGUCUCUCUGCCUACAAAUCAGGGAUUGAUGACAUUGUAACCCCUAAUGAUGUAGAAAAUGACUACACCAACGAUAUUCUUG
This is a messenger RNA of Vombatus ursinus (common wombat), 798 nucleotides long. It is a transcript of the gene LYG2, whose product is annotated as lysozyme g2. Gene Ontology annotation, cellular component: extracellular region. Gene Ontology annotation, biological process: defense response to Gram-positive bacterium; peptidoglycan catabolic process. The annotation marks the transcript as partial. Lineage: Eukaryota; Metazoa; Chordata; Mammalia; Diprotodontia; Vombatidae. The transcript is spliced from 7 exons. Gene Ontology annotation, molecular function: lysozyme activity. The record is from RefSeq and is a predicted model, not a curated record.